GUCCCGAUUCGGCGCUGGACGGCAGUGACCAAAGUGUCUUUCCCAAUUGAGUCUCGAGCCACUCAGCUUGUUUUCGGCAUGUUCAGCAUAGUCAGUUGGAAUUGAGACCCUGCAUAUCAGUACAGCAAACAGGAGAAAAGUGGCACGCAUGCCAUUACAUGUGAAAUUGCAAACACAUCUAACCGCCUGAACGACUGAAAGCCGAGUAUGACCUUACUACGACUUUAUGCAGCGCGGGCUGCGCCGGUGUGUCGGCAAUACACUCGGGAUCAUUCCACAUUCCAAUCUGCUUGCAGACGAGGGCAACUGUCAACACCUCUGUCACUUGCGAGCUAUCGACCGCAAACCACCCAGCUCAUCAAGUCAAUACGAAAAAACUCGACAAACUUGCAGUCGGGAGUAGCGGCAGCGACAGCAUUACAAGAUGGACCGUCGAAACCACUUCCCGAUUACAAGCCACCAACCACCGGCUUCCUGUCAUAUCUGCCUCAGAAAGCUGUUCCUUACGGCGAGCUGAUGAGAUUGGACAAGCCGGCCGGUACAUACUACCUCUUCUUUCCUUGCAUGUUCAGCACACUUCUAGCUGCAACUAUGGCCACCCCUCUCGCUGCACCGUCCGCAGUCAUCAGCACAACAGCCCUCUUUUUCACAGGAGCUCUCGUAAUGAGAGGCGCCGGAUGCACAAUUAACGAUCUUUGGGACCGCAACCUGGAUCCCCAUGUCGAACGCACGCGAUUACGUCCCAUAGCUAGACGAGCAAUCACACCCCAGCAGGCUAUUGUCUUCCUCGGAGGACAGCUUACGACUGGUUUGGCCGUUCUUCUAUCACUCCCAUUCGAAUGCUUCUGGUACGCAACACCGUCACUUGUUCUCGUUACGCUCUAUCCUUUGGCGAAACGGGUAACAUACUAUCCUCAAUUCGUCCUCGGUCUUACGUUCUCUUGGGGUGCGAUGAUGGGCUUCCCUGCGUUGGGUGUCGACCUGCUAGCGAAUCAAGCAGCGCUCACAGCGGCAGCUUGUCUAUACGCUAGUAACGUGGCAUGGACUGUUCUGUACGACAUGAUCUAUGCACACAUGGAUAUCAAAGAUGAUGUCAAAGCUGGCAUCAAGAGCAUUGCCCUCAAGCAUGAGAAAGAAACCAAGAUGGUGUUGUCGGGUCUGGCCGUUGUUCAGCUCGGUCUAUUAUCCGCUACCGGAGUCGCAGCAGGCUUAGGACCGGUCUACUUCGUCGGCUCAGUCGGGGGAGCAGCAGCCACCCUAGGAACAAUGAUCCGACGAGUGAAGCUGAAGGAAGUCAAGAACUGCUGGUGGUGGUUCGUGAAUGGUGCAUGGUUUACUGGCGGAGCGAUCAGUCUGGGUCUCGCAGGAGAGUAUGUCGCGCACCUCCUCGGUUGUUAUGGUGAUGUAGAGGAGGCAAAAAGGUCCAUAGCCAUUUGAGACUGAUUUGUCUGUCGCGUGAUGAGAUGUGUUUAUCAUCCGAAGAAUAGGUCAGAGCGAACCCAAAAGUCUACGAGUACAUUGACGACUCUGUACAGAUAUCCAUGUACCAUUACUAGCCACGCUCUCAUGACGUGAGGCUCAUUACUCGGCAACGCGAUUAGAUGCGCCUUUCGUACCAUACAGACAUCGUCGUUCAUCACGGUUGUUUCCGCUUUACAAAUGAGACCCAGCCAACGCGACAUGUCAGUGGAUGCUCAUUGACUCCUUGUAUAAAUGCAUUUCAUGAUCGUACUCUUGCCGUAUGUUGCAACUCCGUCCCCUCUUUGCACUUUUUCGUCUAGUUGUCGAGCCCCGCCAUUGUACGUACCUCGUCCGUUGGAGAUUCAUAGUAGAGUGGUAAAGACAGCAUCGGUUGCAAUUCGAAGACAGCGUCAUCCCGAAUAAUCCCACUCGACAUUGAUUCGGCUUGGG
Molecule: messenger RNA, 1911 nt
Organism: Alternaria rosae
Lineage: Eukaryota; Fungi; Ascomycota; Dothideomycetes; Pleosporales; Pleosporaceae
Product: UbiA prenyltransferase family-domain-containing protein
Exons: 1
Coding region: 208-1437 (409 amino acids)
Biological process (GO): ubiquinone biosynthetic process
Cellular component (GO): mitochondrial inner membrane
Molecular function (GO): 4-hydroxybenzoate polyprenyltransferase activity
Source: RefSeq, a predicted model, not a curated record